Messenger RNA from Giardia duodenalis, 5031 nucleotides. RefSeq lists its product as uncharacterized. Bases 1 to 5031 code for a protein of 1676 amino acids. The transcript has a single exon. Lineage: Eukaryota; Fornicata; Diplomonadida; Hexamitidae. The record is from RefSeq and is a predicted model, not a curated record.
AUGCUAAUACUUAAAAAUGUAGUGUAUGGUAGGGAUACUAUUCUGCGGGCUCCUGCUCGAAUCUCUAUGUUGCGCCUGCCCGCCCUCUGCAGUGUGCCUAUUCCAGAGUGCGUUGCUCGCUCUCCAACUGGAGCCGUAUCGGCUGGCUGCAAGCAAGUUGCACAGUCCCUUGGAAGCUUGAAAAGAUUUGCACAGACACUGCCAUAUAUACUUCAUGCACCUGCUAACGUAGAUAAUGAUCCCAUCAGCACCCUUCUAUUGAAUGCACAAAUUCUUCAACCGUGCACUCAAGCGUUACAGCAACCUCCACCUCGCGUUGAGGUAUCCCUUCAAGACUCGUCUUUACAUAUAAGCUAUCGACCAGCCUGGUUUCAGACUUCCGACGUAUCAAUUGCUGUCCUUAGCGAGACAGAAUACGACACCCCUACCUUCAGGUUCACUUCCGAAGAGAAUAAGGUCUGCGGUCCAAAGGCUCUCGCUCAACGCUUAGAAGAUGCUAUCGACUCUGUACGUGACAUGCUCGUGUCUUCACAAUGGAGUCAGACCUUGAUUGCUAGUCAACUCACGGUGAUUUUCCAAGACCUUAUAUCUUUGCGGAAAGAGAUAGUCCAGCAUCGUCCUUCAACAUUAUCACAAACACAGUGGAAACCCCUUCUUGAUCCUCACCAGCAGGACGAAAAGGAUGUGUUUGAUGGACUUAACAUAUCGUUGCAAGCCAAAAUUGUAUCUAUAGAUCUUUUACAUCUUUCUGUUUCUAUGGAGCUAUACGUACAGCUCAGGCAACAGGAGGCUGCGGCGAAUCAGCCACUCUUACCAACCUUUACGACAAGGGAGGCCGAGUCUCUGCUACUUCAGUACACCGAUUCCCUUGUGCUCAUCUUUGGUGACACUGAGAAUGCUGUCUGCCCCCCUGACGAACAGUCAGCCCUAUUGGAGAUUGCCGUUAAGUCUCUUCAAAUGUUUUAUUCCAGUGCCUGUCAGGUAAUCCUGGGAACCCGUUCUUUGGACGUUUUAUAUGAGCGUUACUUCAUCGCAGAUAUCAGCUGUGACUUACUGAAUCGUCAGCUUCACCUUUUGCUAGAUAUUCUUGGCAACAAAAACACUCCUUCAAUUGUGUGCACGGAUGCCACGUCAAUAUUCUCCUUACUCUUGGAAGAUGAUCAGGCGGCUAUGCUUCUGCUGGAGGUUCUUUUCAAUCCAUUCACCGCUGGUACCAAGAAUUCCACCAUAAGCAGGUCUUCCGCAGAGCAGCUGAUCCAGAGCAUCUUAGAGCACGCAGUGGACGUAACAGUGAGUGUUAAAGAUGAGUUAUAUAAGCCCCUACUCCUUUAUCGAACUGUCGUUUUGCCAAAAGCUACUUUCAAACCCCCACCUGUUUUACUUGUGCUAACAAAGCUUCUCACACUAAUAUCAUCUAAUAGUUUUCAAAACUCUCACACGGUCCAUCCAAAAGUGGUCCUCCAGACACUCCUGCAACAGCUGGCAAUCAUUACCAAUCAGAAGACUUCCAUGAAGGAUUCUCUGGCUGGCCUUACCGCUCUUUCAUAUCAGUAUAUGUUCGAAUUGGCACUGUUAUCUAGUGGUGCCUCUGUGUUAUGGAGAGACCUGCCUCCAAUAAUUGUUUCUUUCUGUGACAGACAAUGUAGCGCUCAAUUAUCUAAUCAAGCAAUUACAACGUUUAUUCGUCUGAUGCUCGACAUGCUAGGAUUUAUAUUUCUUCUUGCCUUGCGUGAUGACUCUUCUACGCAGGCCAAACAGUGCAGCUCCCAGCUGCUUAGUUUCUUCUUGUCUUUCUUCUCCAUUAUCUCCAAGAAUGUUCAGUUGCAAAUUCACAUUAUAUCUUUGCUUAGUCGUCUCUCCGGUGCAUUACAAUUGGCUAAGAAUAAUCACGCGGACGCUUCCGUAUCAUUAGAUACUUCAACAGGCCUCUUACAGGACAUUGACUCUUGCUUGCUGGACAUCUACAUCGGGACGAUUAGCAGCGUAAGCCCGUCUGUUUCUCUUCUCGAUGCAUCCUUAACAUCUCUUGCAGAACCCAUUCAGAACGGCCGGUUUCUUCCGGACUAUAUCGUUAAGCUAGGCCUCCUGCCAAAGCUGAAGGAUCUGCUCAGAACAACAGGAUCGCUUGCCUUGAUAAAGUCUGUCGUUCAAUUGUUUGUGCUCUUGGUUGACCGCUACUACGUAGAGUCACAAGUAUCCGUAGCAUCUCUGGCCGUGCAGCUUAACACCAUCAUGACCGUGAUAAUGAGCAUAGUGAUCUUCACUAGAGAUAGCACAGUGGCCGUGGGGAUAACCUCCAUACUUCUGCCAGCCAUGCGCGCGACCCUCCCACCCAUCGGGACAGUGUGGAAACACGGUAAUAAUAGUAUUAACAGGUCUGCAGGCCUUCUGAUUUGCAUUACAAGUCAAAAUGAGAAUAGACUUAGUUCCUUCUUCCGCGCUGUGCUCAGUCUAGGAGAUCAGCACAGAGUAAUUUUACGAGACCUCCAACGAGAAGUGCUGAGACGCCUGCACGGGUUUCUCUUCAACUUUCCCAAGUGCACUGCCAAUUGUCACGAUCAAGCAAGCGCUUCAGCCGAUGCUAUUCUAUUUUCUCACUUUUCAGAUACUACACUGGCACUUAUCUUUUUUAAUUUCUGCGGAUUGUCUAUCAUCCUGGCAGAUGAGCUAGGUGAUAACCGAGAUGAUGUAGUGCCUCUCUGUGUUUCUCAGAAAGAUCAGUGCCCCUGCAAUUUAAUAAACAGGAACAACACAGACGUUCCUAUUGAGCUAGAGCCGAAGGUCAAAUGCAAAGCCGUACCGCUUUAUGGCAAGCCUAACCGCUCUGAGGUUUUGCGACCCAAGGCAAGGUUUGUGCGGCAAACUAGACGCGGCCUUGAUACCACUACUUGCUCUGCAGAUUCUGCUGCAAAUAUGCUCCUAUCUAUUACACGCAUGCUUACAGACAUUCUUCCAAACAUUCUCCAGUGUACAGUACUGACAGAGUCUGCUGCAGCAUGGAUUGAAGCAUACAUUGCAAGCGAUGAGCAUAGAAAACUUUUCCAAACAUACGCUUUCCGUGUCAUCGCUCUGGGAGCAAGGAUACAUAUCCAUUGUCUCUUUGGUGCAGAGAAGGGUAAAGAGCUGAGUGGUUCCGGUGUACAUAUGACAGCGGGAAAUCUGCUUGAUCAGUACAGCAGCAUCAUGUCACUACUCUGCUUUAUGAUCGACGCAGCAGAUGUACACGUUAUUGAGCAUGUGGUUUCGUGUCUUACGCAGUAUGCUAGAUGGGAUCUAUUCUAUAGGGGGUCUGCGCAUAGUGGUGCACAGAGCCUUCACAUACUAUGUAAAGCAUACGCUAGAACCUGUGUUAGCUCAAGUAGGUUGCUGGUGCAAGCGGGAUAUUUAAAAGAGACGAGUGAGUUAGCCUAUAUUUGUGCCCACCUGAAUGAUGACAUGAGCAUGGCCUCCACAACUACCCGGUCUAUUGCCAAGCACUUAUACCUCUUGGCACUUGUGGCGCGGGGCUUCACCCAGUUCAGUGAAAAAGGUAAAGAGAAUAUUCGAGCUGUACUUAUAAGGAUCUUGCUUCCUCACCUUCACAACAAGGCGACAGAAGACGGGGUGCCUAUCGCUUACUCCACCCCAACAUCCUAUGUUCUUCGCCUUUUAGUAACAGUUAGAAUGGCGGCACCAGACCUGACUCACUUCCUAGCUGUGUGUCAAUAUACCCUUUUGGGUGCGCUUCCCCUUAUGGUCAUCCAAUCUACUGACGACGCUACUGCAAUGCUCGCUACCCUAAAAGCAGAUUGCUCUCAGCCCUCACUGCAUCCAUUGAUCGCAGAUGCACUUUUCUAUGCCACAGGGAAGUUCUUUGGUACCUUCAGCACAGACGAUAUUGCUUCUAGCGUUUGCUCCUCCAUUGUAUCAGAGGAUACAGAUUCAGACUCCAAAAUCUCUCUGGCAUCAUUGUCAGUCUCUACAUUGAAGUCACCGUCUUCCACGACAGACCAUGAACGACCGCUAGUGGGUGUGUACAUUUCUGCCAAGGUGGAGGAGAGACGUCUGCACAUCCAUAAACGCUUUGUGCAUACAAUACUACCAUACUGCCACAUAAUCCUCGGUAGGUAUUACUUUAGAGGCCUCUUCCCCUCCUCAUCAGACGACAGCAGUAUAACUACAAAGACCAUCGUGCACGUCCUUUACUGUGUGCGUCAGAUUAUUGCGAGCAAGCUCAUGCUUCCUGAAGGCAUAGUACCAAACCUUUUGGCAUUUCAGCUCACAGCAUGCUAUGCACACAAUAAGCCCUCAGCGAUGAUCAUCGUCUACGAAGAUGUCUUAGAUACUCUUACUCUAUCUCUAACGGUUUUUAAGCAGGUCAUGUGUGUUGUUGCUGUUGAGAAGGCGUUGCAACUACUCUUUACAACUGACGAGUGGAAGGCCCUUGUGCAAAGUAUUGCAGGCAAGGAUCAGGUGGAAGCCAUUCUUCAAUCCAUCCAGGUUCCCAUGGCAGUAGUUACAGAUUUAUAUAAUCUUCUGUUUCUUGAAAUUGAUGCAAUCGGGGUGCCUAAGCAGAGAGAUGCUGAUGCUCUAUUUAUCUCCACCGCCCUCAGUUGCCUGGAGUUGCCUAUUGAGCACGAUGAGGGUGAUUGGCACGACACUCUAUUAAGGCUUUUCUUUCUGGUCUACAUACUCAUCAAGCUCCCUCUUUGCAAGCACAAAAGCUCUUCGGCUGUAGGCACAGUUAUCCGACACUUCUCCAACUAUACUGUCCAUCAGUAUCAAAGGAUCUUACUUCUUGACAGCACUGGCGGGGAGACUCUUCUUCAUACAUUUGUUUAUGAUUUGUUCGCAUGCCUGGCAGAUUGCAUUGUUAAAUUAUUUACGUACUAUUUUAAUUAUACAGUGAAAGGAGAGAAAGAGGAGAUUGGGAAAGAGCCCCGUGGAAGCCCAGCCAUUGUGGACGACAUUGCCCAUGCAGUCGCGCAGAGUCUUGUGGAGCCAAGUGGGAGCCUCAAAGCGUUGAUAGAGAUAAGGGAUUCUAUGUCAUAG